Molecule: messenger RNA, 3329 nt
Organism: Myxocyprinus asiaticus (Chinese sucker)
Lineage: Eukaryota; Metazoa; Chordata; Actinopteri; Cypriniformes; Catostomidae
Product: cell death-inducing p53-target protein 1-like
Exons: 6
Coding region: 318-935 (205 amino acids)
Biological process (GO): tumor necrosis factor-mediated signaling pathway; intrinsic apoptotic signaling pathway in response to DNA damage by p53 class mediator
Molecular function (GO): zinc ion binding
Source: RefSeq, a predicted model, not a curated record
UAGGUAAAAUGAGUCGCGGCAUCCAUAUGGGACACGCACACCUCCCAUCUUCCACGUUUACGUCAAAUCAUUCCAAGCAGCGGAUGUUAUAGGAAAAGUGGGGCUACUGGAGAGCCACAAACGUCAACGUAUGAGCUAGAAACCCUUGAAAAGUUCUUCAGCCUGACAUUUACUGUAACACCAGGGAUCCAGAAGAUUGGUUUUCUAGCUGUUUUGGUGUUUGGUGCAACAAGAGGCUUGAUUUGUUGGAUCUACCUUGAACUGACAGGUAGUGCGAGCGGAGCUCCCUUGUCUGGCCCUCUUUCCAAAGAACCAACAUGUCCAGUGACCCCCCUCCUCCCUACCCAGGGGGCCCCAGUGCCCCUCUUCUCGAGGAGAAAAAUGGACAACCUCCUGUUUCAGCUGCAGUAGUGACAGGACCUCCACAGAGACAGCCCCUACCUCCAGAAUAUGGACCUCCACCUUAUGAAGCCACACUACAACCUGGCUUUGUUCCUCCACAUGUCCCAGGUGAAGGUGCAAUGCCUAAGCCUAUGGCUAUGUCUCAUCCACAUGGUGGUUAUUACCCUCCCUAUGGGCACUAUCCUCAUCCAAUGGCGGAGCACUACGCUCCAGGGCCCAGUCACUUUGCUCCUGGCCACACAGCCACUGUUAUCACCCCUCCUGGUGCAGCCACUACUGUGACUGUUCUACAGGGGGAGAUGUUCCAGUCAGCUCCAGUGCAAAUGGUGUGUCCACACUGCCAGCAACCCAUCAUCACAUGCAUCAGCCACGACAUCGGCCUCAUGAAUACCCUCUUCUGUCUCUUCUGCUUCUUUGUCGGUUGCGAUCUAGGCUGUUGCUUGAUCCCCUGUAUGAUUGACGACCUCAAGGAUGUGACACAUACUUGCCCGAACUGCAAGGGCUAUAUUUACACAUACAAGCGCAUAUGCUAACAGUUUAUCCAAUACUCAACAAUCAGGCUGUGACCUCACUCUAGUGGGUGUUGAUGACCCUUUCAUUUCCAUCUGCUCUGUGUUAAUUUUGCCCAUAGUUUUAGCCAGCUCUGAUUUUAUAUAACUAUUGAUUCUAACACUUAAUGUACAGAGAACAUGAUAUAAUUACUGACAACUCUAAAUGAAGCAUAGAAGACAAGCAGUGAUUGAAGAAGGCAUUACGAAUCAGUACAUUUUAUUUGCACAAUGGUCUGGGUUACAGGGGCUUUUUUUUUUUUAUUAAGCCAAGUGAAUCAGUUUAGAAAAAUAUGUGAACAUCGUAACUGUGACAAGCUCACGUGAACAAUUCAGCUAAAUGAAAACUAAAUGAAGUUCACUUCAGGGUCAGUAAUGUUUGAAUUGUAGGAGAUAUAUUAUUUUAUGCAUUGUUAUUUUAACAUAUUAAAAUGGAAGUCUUUGAUGGCUGAGUCUGGGAAUAACGCUGUAAAAUCCUGGAGUAAUGUUGUUGAUUUUACAUGCGAUAAUCUUUCUCUAUAUUUGGCAUCUUAUGCAAAUGUUAUGGAGGAAACUUUCUUUCACUUUUGUAUUUGGUUAAUAUAUUUGUUGGCGAGGAUUGUUACAAAUUGUUGUGUAGAUUUGUGUAAUUUUAGAUGAAGGGUUUCUUUUGCUAAGGGAUGUGAAUAUCCAUCUCACCCUUCUUGUAAUAAUUAACAGAUAUUAGAUAGGUUUCAUAAAGCUCAUGGUGUAAUAACACCAUGCAGUUCAUGUUAGGGUCAUAUUUGUGAAAUUUGACCAAUACACUUACUUUCUUUUUUGAACUUUGAAUCAGAAUGAUAGCAAAGGUGCAUCUUGAACCACCAUACUAAAUGUUUUGUGAUGUCAGUAAACUACAUGAAAACUGUUUGAGACUAUAUAAACUGAUAUCUAGUGUCCAGUCAAGUUACCAGUACUAAAAUAAAAUUGGUGUUAAAACAUGUCUAAAAUUAACAUUUUCAAGAUUCGUUUGUCACUGAAGACUCUUUAAUUUGUCUUUUAAUUAUCUUUUACUUGUACAUAGUAAAGGUGCUUUCUUCAAAGGAGGAGGAUAUUUCUGGUCAGGCUGUUCAAAGCUACUUUGCUGUUGGAAUUCACCAGCAUGAUGAAUCACGCUGCAUGACAUCACUGUAAUCUUGCACAGAGCUCUGUUGGGCCAUAUGUCUCACUCAGUUCUCUGAGCUCAGCGUGCCACACUGGGCUUCAUAAUUCAGAGCAGAUUAACCGUUCGCUUACUAAUAUUGUAUGCAACAGGAUUUAGGGGGUGAUUGUCCUGUUCUUUCCUUUUUUGUGUGUGUGUGAAAUUGUAAUGUCUCUAGAGAGAUUGUUUAAUUUUCUUUGUCAUCUCUAACUAUGAAUUGUUUCUUUUGUUAAAUUGUUUGGAUCACCCUAAAACUUAAAUGACCGAGCGUGGUCAGUGCCAUCAGCACUUGGCUUAGAAUAACUGUUCUGAUUGCAAAAUACCAUUUGUAAACAUUACAGAUCAUUCUGUUCGGUCCUGAUGUAAUUUACUGUUGAGAAGUUACAGAAAUCCAAGAUACCAUCAUCAGCAGUGCUUAGACACAAUAUCUGAAUAUGGCAUUAAUUUAUGCCAUUUUUGUAAGAUGAUGUUGCAGAUAUUCUAUAAUGUUUCUCUGGUAGACAAUCCGGCAACAUUAUAGUUGUUUAAGCGUCAAACUUUCCGUCUUUCCAUUGUAGUAUUCAUCGUAAAUUAAACAAUUGUAGCGCUCUCUCUGUAAAUGUGCAUAUAAACCUACUGUCUUGUUAUAUAUGGUUAUUUUCUCCAGAUCUAUAAUUUAACUCUUUUCAUAGUAUUUGCACCUCUGCCAUAAUAUGCAUACCCAGGCAUUACAAAAAUAACUUGCUAACUUGUUAGGGCUUGGUUUCAAUGUAUCCAGUACUUGGGAAUCCAAAUCUCCUAUUUGUUUGAUUGAAAAAUUACCUCAUCCAACCCCAUUUCAUCUCAUCCUGUGAGCCACAACCUGUAUGUAAUAAAGGAUACCUCUUUGUCAUCUACACAUAACUUAUUGGAUGUCUAUUUGAAUAUUGAGAAUAAUCUCCUGGCAAUAUGUAUGCAUGUUCAUGGGGUAUACUUGCACAACCCAGGCUGGCUCCCUUUAAUCUAUUAAGCUCUUGACUUCAUAGGUCUGCAGGUAAAUGCUUUAUGAAGUGACUUGAUGCUGUGCCAGACAGAGUAGACGUUAAGUUGUGUUACAGGAAUGCAGAAACUGUAGAUACAUGCCUUGAGAAUAGUCUGUGGCACAACACAUGAUGCCAUGCUAAACUGAAGUCUCAAAUGUGUAUGUUAAUCAAAACAUAUGGACUUGUGAUUAUUUGAACAAAUAAAAAGGAAAAACCGUA